Molecule: messenger RNA, 1786 nt
Organism: Pyrus x bretschneideri (Chinese white pear)
Lineage: Eukaryota; Viridiplantae; Streptophyta; Magnoliopsida; Rosales; Rosaceae
Exons: 5
Coding region: 235-1635 (466 amino acids)
Source: RefSeq, a predicted model, not a curated record
AGUCGCUAAAGUAAGGACGGGGGUAAUGAAAACACAAAGACUCAAAACCAAACAAACGUCUCUCUCUCUCUCUGUUCACUCUCUGUAAAACAACCAAACGGAGACUCUCCGUUAACCAACAGCAAAAGUGAUCCUCUGAUCGUGAGCUUCCUGUCUAUACUUGGUUCGUGGUUGUGUUUGGGAGAUUUGUUUCGUGGGCUGUAAGAAAGUGGUUCAAAUUGUUGGAUUUGGUCCAUGGAAGAAAUAUCUGAAAACCAAAUUAGCUUGAAGGUGUUGGUGAACAAUUUGACCAACAAAGUCAUUUUCGCUGAGUGUGAUAAUGAUUUCAUUGAUGUUCUCUUCAGUUUCUUGACAAUUCCUAUGGGAACAAUUGUUAGGCUUUCCCAUCAUUCGCAAUCCUUUGGAAUUGGUUGCAUUGACAACUUAUUUGGAAGUGUUGAGAGUCUUGAUUUACAGCUUUUUCGAACUAAAGAAUGUCGAGAAAUGUUGUUACAUCCCCGCAAUGAAGCUGAGGAUCUUUUGAGGAACCUGAAAUUGAAAUAUGAUCAAUGUGAGCCCCCGCGGUACUUUAAGUGUUCUAAACGAUAUUGCCACAAUUCAGGUUCUGCACAAAGCCUUAGUUAUUAUGAAACUGUUCGUUGUUGUUGUGGGGGUCUGAUGAACACAGAGACCAUUUUUACAACGAAAGAAGCUGAAGGUGGUGGGGUUUUUGUGGAAGGACCAGGGAGGUUUAUUAUUAGUGAUGAUUUACAGGUACUCCCUCCAUUUACUUGUGCAGUAUCUUCUUUAGUUUCAAACCAUGGACUCAUGGGCUGGAAUAGCGUUGAGGAGCUGACUUUUAAUGUGGGAGUUGAUGAGGUUUUGAAUUUGCUUAUGCGCUCAUUAGUGUCAAAGACACCUCUGAUUGAAACUCUGCUGAAGGAUAAAACCAUACCAAACAUGAUUGACGAAAACCUUGACCAAGAUUUAUGCAUUGAAUAUCGAGAGGUGGGAGGAAAAAAGAAUGAGGAAGAAGAAAAGAUUUCUAUUAAGCUUGUAGUUAGCAAAUCUAAGGAGAAGGUUUACUAUGCCGAAGUGGGGGAGGAUUUUGUUAAUUUACUCUUCAGUUUCUUGACCCUUCCACUUGGGUUUGUAGUAAAACAAAUGCAACAUAACUCUUUGAAAGGUUGCAUUGACCAGCUGUACAGAAGUGUUCAAGAUCUUGAUGAGCAGUACUUAAAGUCAAAUUUACACAAGAAAAACUUGGUGAGUCCGAAGCUUCUCCCCGGAUUUGGCUACAAGAAUCAUCUUCUGGGAAUUGAGGAAGCAUCGUAUAAAUGGAAAGACUUCGUAAACUUGAAAUUCCAUCAUAAAAAAGAUGAUAAAGGUUGUGGAUUCUUGAAAGGACCGACGAUGUUCAUGGUAACUGACAGUCUCAAUGUAAGUCCGAUAUCUGCAAUUGUCGGCAUGUCAAUUCUAUGCGAACUGAACAUACCUGUGACUGAUGUUGAGGUACGAGUGGCUCAUGUGGGGAAAGAGGAGGCUAUCCGUCUUUUGGUGGCAUCUUUUGUUUGCCCCUCUGCUCUAACUAGUGUCUUCCUUACGAAGCCAAAGCGAUUUGGAGAUUUAUUAGGGUGCCUACGUUUUCUAAUUUAAGAAGAGUAUGCAUUUUCUGUCACAAAUUUAUGUACCUUUUUUGGUGCACUAUCAUCGUUUUGUGUUAUAUGACCUAUAAUUUGUGCUGUUUCUAGCAUAACUAUGUAAGGGUUGGAUCUUGCUAUUUUCAGAUAAUAUUCCUGUUUUUUUC